Messenger RNA from Miniopterus natalensis, 627 nucleotides. RefSeq names its product prefoldin subunit 2 (gene PFDN2). The record is from RefSeq and is a predicted model, not a curated record. NCBI's taxonomy places the organism in Eukaryota, Metazoa, Chordata, Mammalia, Chiroptera, Miniopteridae. Gene Ontology annotation, biological process: protein folding. Gene Ontology annotation, cellular component: prefoldin complex.
CGGGGCCGCGCUGCCCGCCGGAAGCCCCGCAGGCGCCAAAGAUGGCGGAGAACAGCGGUCGGUCGGGCAGGAGCAGCGGGAGCGGCGUGGCGAAGGGGGCGGUGUCGGCCGAGCAGGUAAUUGCUGGCUUCAACCGCCUUCGGCAGGAACAGCGUGGCCUGGCAUCCAAGGCAGCUGAGCUGGAGAUGGAGUUGAAUGAGCACAGCCUGGUGAUUGAUACACUGAAGGAGGUAGAUGAAACCCGCAAGUGCUUCCGCAUGGUUGGAGGGGUGCUGGUGGAGCGCACUGUCAAAGAGGUGCUACCUGCCUUGGAGAACAACAAGGAGCAGAUACAGAAGAUCAUUGAGACCCUGACACAGCAGCUGCAGGCAAAGGGAAAGGAACUAAAUGAAUUCCGGGAGAAGCACAACAUUCGUCUAGUGGGGGAGGACGAGAGGCCUGCCAAAGAAAGCUCAGAGGGAGCUGGAGCCAAGGCCAGCUCAGCCGGAGUGCUGGUCUCCUAGGGACCAAGGCCUUCACAUUUUUCCUGCCCUGACUCUCACUUCUAAGUUCUCUUUAUUGUUGUUAUUAUUUUCUCUGCUAUUGUAAUAUUUUUUUGUUAAUUAAAUGUUUUGGUCAGAAUGCUUA